Molecule: messenger RNA, 984 nt
Organism: Colletotrichum scovillei
Lineage: Eukaryota; Fungi; Ascomycota; Sordariomycetes; Glomerellales; Glomerellaceae
Exons: 1
Coding region: 1-984 (327 amino acids)
Source: RefSeq, a predicted model, not a curated record
AUGGCCUUCGUGAUAUGUUUGUUCCGCCGUCGCUCACGGGACGAAUACGACCACAGCCUCAAGAGUGAGAUCGGGCAUCCCAACCCUCGGCCAGAUACAUCCCCCACGCCCCUUUCAGGACACCUAUACGACAUACGCGAAGGCGUCCGUACGCCUUUAACACCUCCACCCCGUCUACAGCAACGACGGCUGCUUUCCACCCACGGGAGCCCCGAGAGACCGAGCAUCAACAUCAACGUCUCCAUCCCAGGAACUUCACUGGGCGCCUCGGUCGAGAAGGCAGGCGUCUUCUCGCCGUCGCCCAUCUCGACACCCACGCCCACAGCAACCAACAGAGUCCCUCCGAAAUAUGACCGCUCGACGAAACCGUACUACGGCGUUCCUCCACCGCCGAACACAUUUGGUCAAGGCACCGGCGGCGGUGCACGAUCCUCCGGGAAGACGUCGAGCAUGAGCAGCGCGGCGAGCGGUCGCACCGCCACCAUCGUAUCCAACGUCUCGAGCAUGUUUCCGCAGCUCACGCCCUCCUCGUGGCCGAUGCGGCCGCCGAGGCCUCACGAGAGGCCGCUGCUGAUACCGGAUCUGGUGUGUCCUGGUCCUCCACCGGCUCGCUCGCUUCCUCCAGCACCUCCCGGGAGCCCCGCGAGUCCCGUGUCCUUUCACCAAAAGUUGCUACUACAGCAGCUGCAACAGCAGCAGAAACGGGGGGGUGGUUUCGAUGGUGUCAGCGCCGCUGUCAGCAACGGGUGGGUUCCGCCUCGCAAUCCGGCGCGGGGCGUGGUGCUGGAGAAGGAGUCGAGGGAUUUGUGCGACUUGACAGAGACGUGUGCGAGAGAGUCGCGAGAGAGGAGUAGCUGGGGAAGCUGGAGUAUCGGAGGUGGUGGAACGGGUGUCGGGGCGAGUUCGGUGCAAAAGGGGGCCGGGAGUGUGAAUAGCCCCGUGUUGGAGGAGGCGGAUCUGGAGAGGAUAGGCGGGCGGUAUUGA